UGACUCGUAAGGAAAACAAAAAAAAAAUUGUGGACAAAAAAGUACUUUCAGCAUCGGCAGCUGAUCCUCAGCCUGCAAGACAGUUCUCAGCCUCAACAGGUGAAGUGAUGAGGCUGAUCGGCGGUCUUUCUUCUCCGGCAACCUAUUCAGGUCUCAUCUUCUCUUAUCCUAACACUAGAACGGCGUCGCAUUCCCUCUCUUCGUCUUCUUCCCACAUUCCAUUUUUUAGACAAUGUUCCUCCUCAAAACAGUCACGUUUCUCCGUAUCAAUGUCCAAAUCGAAAUCUUCGCCUGCCAUUGUUGGUAAAGAGGAUGACGAAACGACAACGUAUCAACAGUUGGAGAACAUCAACGUUUCUCCGAAGUCAGAGAGCGAUUCCCUGAGUAACCAAGUGGGAAGUCCAAGGAUUUUUCCGACCUUUAUUUCGGUUCCCAAAUUGAGCUUAAGCGACCAAGCUUUCUUCCUAUUAUCCUUCAUCACUGUCACGACAUCUUUGGCGUUUACGAGCCUGGCAUUUGCAGCUGUACCAACUCUAUUUGCAAUGCGAAGGGCAGCUAUUUCUUUUUCAAAACUUGCUGACACUGCCCGUGAGGAGCUUCCUAGUACAAUGGCUGCACUCAGGCUUUCUGGGAUAGAAAUCAGUGAUUUAACUCUAGAAUUGACUGAUCUAAGCAAAGAAAUUGCAGAUGGUGUUAGCAAAUCUGCUCAAGCUGUGCAAGCAGCAAAAGCUGGUGUUAGACGAAUAGGUUCUCUUGCGCACCAACACACAAUGUCAAUGAUCGAGGAAAGGGCAAACCUGCCAGUCAUAUCUGUGAAGACAGUUGUUGCUGGGGUAGCAAAGAAAACCUCUCAAGCUGUUGGUCAAGUCGCCAAAAAGUUAAUACCUGGGAACCGUAAUGAUUCAAGUAGUGAAGACAAUUGAAGAACCUAUGCUCAUCUGGGAUUCUGGGGACUGCUUCUGGGGUUUUCUUACUUUGGCUGAGCCCCCAUCGGGUCGCUAGACCUUUUAUUUAAGGACUGUGUAGUGCAUUUUUGAGCGCUUGUUAUAAGUGGUACACGGAGUCACGGACCACACUUGAAUAUUUUUUAGUUUGGAAGUUGCGUGCUGAUUCGUUUAUUUAGGGUGACAUCCAUUGGUGUUGUAUCGCAAUUUAUACCGUCCAAUCGGCAUACCAUGUGCAUGGUAUGCCCGGUUCUAAUACGGUAUCGUUCUUAUGCAAUUAAAAUCGUUUCUCGGAUCCAUCACGGUCUUUUUCUUCUC
This is a messenger RNA of Cuscuta epithymum, 1262 nucleotides long. The record is from the annotation of a GenBank genome assembly. Lineage: Eukaryota; Viridiplantae; Streptophyta; Magnoliopsida; Solanales; Convolvulaceae.